AUUGACAGAGGACAAACAUAUUAAUUUCUAUUUUUUCCAUAUAUCCAGUAAUAACGUGUAGUCUGUUAUGUACACGUUAUUACAUACAGUAAUUGUUGCUUUAGUACUUUCAGAUUGAAUAAAACUCAGAAAAUCAGAAUUAGUUUAGACUAGGUUAAUUAAUUUAUUGUUUUCCAGACUUAAGCAUAAUAAAGGAAAUGAAAUGCACAAGGACAAAGCACAGUUACCCUGGGAAAACCUCCUAGGAGGAAAAACCUAGCCAAAGGAUCCUCAGAUCUGAUUAUGAUUUUGAAUUCAACUGAACAUUACACACUUAACUGGAGUAUAGAGGUUGCAGUCACAAGGAAGGAGAGAUAGAAGCCUUCACAAUUAGUUUGCUAAUGAAGAUUAUGAUUUGCAGUCCUACUCAUCGGAUUUUUCUGUGCAUAGCAAGGGUAUCAGCACCUUUCAAGUAGCUCACAGUCCUUCAAUGGAGUUCUCUAUAUUUUGGAGAUGGUCUGCAGCCCUUUUAUGAAGUUCGCUGUCUUCAAUUAGAGAUCUGCUGCUGUCUAAUGAAGUUCGCUGAUUCCUAUUAGAGAUCUGCUGCCAUCUGGUGAAGUUCGCUGUCUCCUAUUUAGAGAUCUGCUGCUAUCUAAUGAAGUUCGCUGUCCCCUAUCUGCCUUACUAUGACUUUCGCUUUCACCGAAUAUAUUUUGCAUUACAUGAAAACUGAAUGAUGAUAAUGAGAAGUAUAUGAUACAUUUAUAGGAGACAUAUUACUUCUUAAUUAUGUCGGCCUUCUUUGCAAUUGAACAUUUUAUUUAUUUUAAUUCCUUUUAAGUGAGUUGAAAUAGGGUCAGCCCUAUCAAGGAGGCGAGUUGGGUUUGGGUGAAGCGCGGAAGCCUUUUAGGUGAGCCGAGAGGUAUUGGGCCUGGCCCUAUAUGAUGGAGGUGGAUUCCAAUGUUGCCCAAGGCAAUUGGAAUCCGCCAGCCCUAAUUACCAACAACAGUAAUACGUAGUUAUUGCUACGUAUUACUGUAUGUAAUAACAUGUACAUAACAUGUACAUACAGACAUAUGGGUAAAAAUUGACAGAAGACAGACAUAUUAAGCUCUAUUUUUUCCAUAUAUCCAAUUGCAGUUUAUGAAAAUUAUUUCAUAGUUUCCAGAUCAAGUUUUGGGCAUUAGACAUGUUUAGCAGAAAAAAUUAGGACUUCAACAUUUUGUCAUCUUAUAAUUCUGGUUGUGUUUGAAGUGAAGGUGAAUAAUUAUAAAAUGGAAAUCUAAUUUCAACUGUAAAUUAGAUUUUAUCCAGUGCAUGACCAAAUGGAGAUUGCAAGAAAAUAAAUCAGGAACUCAAAUAAAUACAGAAUAGAAGACUAGAACACAUAACACAAUGUUUAACUUUAUGCAGAUAAACCCUUUCGGGUAAAAAACUUAACUAAGGAGAGAGACCUAGAUCUGUAUUAUCUUCAAAAAGAAAUUACAUACAAUCCUUCUUUUUUCGUCCUCUAUCUUUAAUUCUUCAACAUCUGCAAAUAGAGAUUUUUCACUCUUGCCAAUUACACAUCCCUACCCUACACAAUGAAUUUCCUUCUUACAUAGGCUGACUUCCCAUGUGAUUAAUGAGGCUUUACAAUUCGCUUGCUUGAUAAGAUUCUUUUUUACCUCCACCUCAUUUUCUUCUUGACUAACAGUAUUUAGGUGCUUCUUGAAGGUGAGUUCACUUUACAUCUCUACUGCUAUAGUCGAGUCGGUCCUCAAGUUCAUUGCUCUAUUGGGGCACCUGUCAACCUAACUUGUGCAUGUCCAAAGCCCUAAGUUGUCAGGGGCACUUUUUUUGCUUCUUAGGUUAGUGGUUUUGCAAUGUAUUACUGUAUGUGUUACCCGUUCAUACAUGUUAACAAUAUUAUUUGUAUGAAAGUAUGAACAGUGACUUUUAUGUCAUUAAUGUCAGUGGCUAAUUCAAAGACUAAAAUUAAACUUCUUCCUUAACAUUUUUUGCCUUCAUAUGGGUACAUCUCUUUGAAUUCAGUUUGGUAUUUGAUUACCCUCCAUUGUUCAAAUUUCUGAUUUGUGUUUCUACUUUCUACCAUCUCUUUUGUUAUUGUAAACUUGAAAUUCAAUUACAUUUAGGUUUCCAAUUUCCCAUGUCAAUGUAAUUAAAAUGCAAUUAUUAUACACAAGCCCAACCCUAGAUCCCUCAAAAGUUUAAGACUAAGUGUAAUGUUUUUACAGAUCUGAUUCUUGAUCAGAAUGCUGCGUCAAAAAGACUUUGCGUGGACACAUUGCACAGCAGUUCCUGGUAGCACGAAGGUCAAGUGCAAUUGGUGUCUAGAAGAGAUCAGUGGUGGAAUUUAUCGUUUCAAAUGGCAUUUGUCCAAAGAACGAGGAAAUAACACCGUGAUAUGCAAAGCAUGCCCUGCAGAUGUCUCGUAUCAGGCAAAGCAAUCUCUUGACGGGAUUGCUGAGAGUAAGACCAAAAAGGCAAGAAUUGGGGUUGAACUAGGUUCUAGUUCUGCAGAUCCCAGGACGAACCAUUUGGGUGAGGAGGAUGGUGAAGAUGGGAGUUUCAGGGAAUGUGGAUCAACUCCUAAUUCUAUUUCACGUGGACCAAACACAGGUGGAGGAAACAUUAAUACUUUCUUCCAACCUCGUACUACACCAAGAUCACAAACCACUUUGGAGAGUACAGGAUGGAGGAAAACUGUCACUGAACAAGCAAAGAAGGCAAUUGGUAAUUUUUGGUACUCCUCUCACAUGGCAUUCCAUGCUUCGAGAAAUUCAUAUUGGCAACCCAUGGUAGAUGCUAUUGCAGCUGUAGGACCUGGGUUUCAAGCCCCAUCUUAUGAGUCAUUGAGGGUUGGUAUGUUGAAAGAUGCAGUAGAGGAUGUUCAAGAUGUUGUUAAACAACAUCGGUUAUAGUGGGCUAGAACUGGUUGCAGUAUUAUGUCAGAUGGUUGGAUAGAUAGAAGGAACCAAACUCUCAUUAACUUCCUUGUCUCUUGUGAGAUUGGCACUGUUUUUCUAAAAUCUGUGGAUGCAUCUAAUAUAAUGAAAUCCACAAAUGCAUUGUUUGAGAUGUAUGACGUGGUAGUUAUGGAUGUAGGGCCACAAAAUGUGGUUCAAUUUAUCACAGACAAUGCUGCUGCUUGUGUUGCUGCAGGGAGACUUCUGAUAGAUAAAUACCCUUCCAUGUUUUUUACACCAUGUGUAGCACAUUGCCUUGAUCUAACCCUAGAGGACAUUGGAAAAAUAGAAUGGGUUAAGGUGGCCUUUCAGAAGGCUCACAAGGUUACCAAAUUUGUUUAUAAUCACACGAGGGUUUUGGCUAUAAUGUGCUCUUUCACAAAAGGCAAGGAGCUAGUUUGACCAGGGGUGACAAGAUUUGCAACAUAUUUCCUUGCAUUACAAACAUUAUGUGAACAGAAAGGUAAUUUGAGGCGAAUGUUUGUUUCAGCUGAGUGGAUGGAGUCUGGCUUCACAACUCAAGCAAAUGGCAUAAUAGUGGCAGGGUAUAUGUAUUCUACCACCUUUUGGGAAUCAAUUGAGUAGAUUGUAGAAUUUUCAGAGCCUUUAGUAAAAGUCUUGAGACUAGUGCAAGGGGAAAAACCCCCCAUGGGAUAUGUGUAUGAGGCCAUGGAUAGGGCCAAGGAGGUGAUAAGGAGUAAGCUGAAAAAUAACAAGGAUAGGUAUAUGCCAUUGUGGGACAUAAUUGAUAGGAGAUGGGAUGGACAGAUGCACACUCCUCUCCAUGCUGCAGGAUACUUUCUCAAUCCUUUGUUAUUUUAUAAGACUGACUUCUUGGAAAUUGAUGCUGAGAUCAAACGAGGAUUCUUCAAGUGCUUGGAAAAAAUGUUUCCUGACUUGGAAAAAUUUGAUGCGGCUACGAUAGAGUUGGAAGUGUACAAGCAUGCUAAGGGUUUUCUCUCUUCUAGGGCUGCUAUACAAAGCAAAAAGACUAUUCAACCAGCUGCAUGGUGGGCUUCUUUUGGAGAUGAAAUACCAAAUUUAAGGUGGAUGGCAGUGUGCAUCUUGAGCCAACCGUGCAGCUCAUCAGCUUGUGAGCGUAAUUGGAGUGUUUUUGAACACAUACAUUCCAAGAAACGCAACCGCCUAUCACAACAACGGCUGAAUGACUUGGUAUUUGUUCAUCACAACCUUCGCUUGAAGAUAAGGAAAGCUCAAGGAACUAUUGAGGAUGGCUUGCCAAUUGACCUCGAUGAGAUAUAUCCAGAGUGUGAGUUGAUUGCUACUGAUGAUGCUGAUGAUGAUGAUGAUGAUGUUUAUGAUGUUUAUGAUGAUGAUGAUGUUUAUGAUGAUGAUGAUGUUUAUGAUGAUGAUGACGUUGUUGCUGAUCGUCCACUUGGGACUGAAGAUUUUGAUAUCAUGAAGGAAGCCAACUUUGCUCCUCAAUGGAUUGAUCGAAUUAGGACAGGCUCUCACCCGGGAGCUUCAUCAUCAGAACCUCCUGCCCUCUAGCAUGUCAUUGCCUACAUUUGAUAUUUUGGAAUUUUGUACUUAGUUUACAAGUUGACUUUGUUCAAAGUCACAAACUAUAUUGUAAUUGACAUUUUGACAUCUAUCACCAUCUAGAUAUUAUUUAUGGUGUAGUAUAUUUUGUGCAACGUAAUCGGUGAUAUGAAUAUAAAGAACGAAAAUCUAUUUCUUGCAA
This is a messenger RNA of Cryptomeria japonica (Japanese cedar), 4653 nucleotides long. RefSeq lists its product as uncharacterized. The coding region runs from base 3597 to 4460 and encodes 287 amino acids. Lineage: Eukaryota; Viridiplantae; Streptophyta; Pinopsida; Cupressales; Cupressaceae. The record is from RefSeq and is a predicted model, not a curated record. The transcript has 3 exons. Gene Ontology annotation, molecular function: protein dimerization activity.